Messenger RNA from Drosophila miranda, 704 nucleotides. Its product is annotated as nucleolin-like. Bases 99 to 689 code for a protein of 196 amino acids. The transcript has 2 exons. NCBI's taxonomy places the organism in Eukaryota, Metazoa, Arthropoda, Insecta, Diptera, Drosophilidae. The record is from RefSeq and is a predicted model, not a curated record.
GAAGUCAUUCCAGAGGGUAUUUACUUUUGGGAAAUGUGUCAAAAUUUGUAAAAUGUAUCUUUGGGAAUCGGUUGGCCCAAAGCAGCUGCAGCUAGAACAUGAAUGGUCCAGAGAAAGAGGAGGCGCCACAGGAGCCGGCACGAAGCGAACCCGACCCCACCGAGGGGCAGCAUGUGACGGAGGACGGAAAAGAGACUUCGAUAAUGGUAGAGGAGGUGCAGAAAGUAGAGCAGGAUCAACAGCCGUUGAGGAGGAACGUGUCCAUGGCAACGGGGACCAGGGACGAUCCAUUCCCAUCGAGAAGAAAGCACAAAAAGAAAGAAGAGGAGCUGAAGGGGAAGGCGGAUGAGUCAGUACCCUUGGCGAAAAGGACCUAUCCCAACGCCGACGAGGAUGACGAGGAGAACGAGGACGACGAGGACGAGAACGCGAAUGAGGUGCUUGUGAAGGAAGAUGUGUACGAGCGGAGAAGGAGCGAGAAGGAGCUGCCAAACAGUCGGAGAAAUUCGCUUGUGAGAACUUCUCAGAAGAGCAAUGUGACUAUGGCCGAUUCUACGUCCACAGAGGAUAUGGAACCCACACCGAAGAGAAUGACAAGUGAUUCGUUUUAUCAAUGGCAAAGGGCGUCCUCAAUCUCGAUGCCGGUGAUGGAGAGCUGUGCGGAGGGGUUUUUCAUGUGUUCUAGCUGACGGGCUUCAUAGUGA